UGAUUUGAGGAGAAGCGCACUUCGCUCCCAUGUAUUAUGAGAGUCUGUUAUGAAAGCGACAUUAAAUUAAAACUUGGAUCUUGAAAACCAAAGUGCCCGAUAGUGUUGAAGCCUUUUUAUGCUGAACAGCUCUGAACAACCGGAACGCUUGUGAUCAUACAGUGUUUCCCCCGGAAGGAUUAUUUCGUGGUACCGCAGCUAGCAAAAGAUAAACAAAGUUCAACAUGGCAGAGACUCACAGCUUGCAGGACUUGAGGCAACAGCCGGCAGUAGCUGCUAAAGUUUUCCUUCAGAGAGAUUAUACCCAUGGCACCAUGUGCCAAUUCCAAACCAAGUUCCCCUCAGAGCUGGAGACCCGGAUUGACAAGCAGCAGUUUGAGGAGACCGUGCAGACCCUGAACAACCUGUACACUGAAGCAGAGAAGCUGGGGAGCCAAUCAUUAAUCGAAGGCUGUCUGGCGUGCCUUACAGCAUACACAGUCUUCCUGUGUAUGGAGACCCACUAUGAGAAGGUUUUGAAGAAGAUCGCAAAGUUCAUUCAGGAGCAGAAUGACAAGAUCUACGCACCCAGAGGCCUCCUGCUCACAGAUCCCAUCGAGAGAGGCCUGCGAGUCAUUGAGGUCACCAUUUUUGAAGACAGGAGUCUGACUAGAUAAGAGCGUCCACGCAGCUGUUCGUCUGAGUGAAACUGCAGGGCCGUGACCAGACAGCACACCCCCCCCCCCCUGCUGAGGACCACCCUGCACCCUUAAUACUGCGUCUGUACAAUCUGUCCCUGACCCCACUUUCUAUCAAAUGAAUGACGAGCUUGAUAUUUAAGUAUUAUUCCAUCAUUCUUACUGAAAUCCCUUUACCCAUUAAUAGUCUGUUAUAUUCUGAUAUGUUGUCGGAGAAGACUUAUUGACGUCCUUAAAGCAAUUACACUUUUUUAGUUUUUGACGACAGUUAACCAUGAACAUAAUAAUGUACACUCCUCUUGGAAUAAUGUAGCCGACACACAGGGUAUCUUUUUAUUUUUUAUUUUUUACGAGCGAUAAUGAAGCUCAUCCACGACCUUUAAUGCUUUAAGUGACCGUCUCUGGUUAUCAUGUGAUUCGCUGCAUGUAUCGAACUUCACAAAGCACUUGCAGCAGUGCUUUGUUUAUUUUCACGUCUUAUUGCACGCUUCCUUUGUAGCUUUUAUGCCUUACUGCCAAUUUCCACACUUUUGGCACGCCUCCUGUGGAAACAGGAGAAUAAGAGCGGCAGUGAAGAGCCCCGUAGUGCGUGUGAUUAUGUGGAAAUCGGCAGUUUAAGUGAACUAAACUGAACUCUGUCAGGAUCGUUACAUUCCAGUAAAGAUGUCAGAUUGUAACAGAAAUGUAAAUCUUUGAAUCAGGAGAUUAUUUAUGAAGACUGAAACUUGUCUUUGAGCAUGUGAUGUUGUUCAUGCUCAUUUUAUGUCCUUUCUUUGGAUUUUUAUUUUUCUGUUCUGUGCACAAUUCAGUGACUACUUUAGGUUGUUUAGUCUCAUAAACUGUUGUCCUGCCUUUGACCUGAGCAUUAGAAGGACUCGUGUUGGUCGAUGGUGCCUGUAACUGCGUUGAAUGUUUCCAGUGUUAGUCUAAAGAUCUGAUCAAGUGAUUUCAUGAUUUUUUAGUGAUAUCCUGAAGAAAGUGAUCGUCACAGUUCUGCCUUUGGAGGGGGCGGAGAGAGUCUCUUGUAUCUUAUUGCAUCAUUCACUUUUAUUUCUCCUCCGCUUAAGCAGUAUAUGAGGAAUGCUUUGUAGACUACAAAGGAGUCUUAGGGCCACAUUAAUGGGGAACAAAUCUGAGAUUUAGAGAAUACAUUUACUAGAAUAAAGUUGUUUUAGUCUAUAGUUCUGUCAGAAGAGGAGCAGCCGCCUGUAUGUAAAUGAGGAACGUGGAGCAUCUUGUGAAGUUAUACUUUAGUAGAUGUUUGACUAAUGAGGAAAUACUUAUGCACAUCAGCAUUAUCAUGAAUAUCAGGAACCUGAAAAUAUACUGAAAGAAACUGGAGUUUGUCUGAAAAGAGAACCACACAGACUCUUCUGAUACAACCUUUCAGAAUAAUAAUUUUAUUUGUGGGCUAAUUUAAAUUGAUGAAUUUAAUGUCCUAAAUGUAUGACUUGAAUCUUGAAAUGUUAGAAAACAAAUUCUUUAACGUGGCCUUAAUACUCCGUCGUAGUAUAUUUUGAAUAGGAGGAUGAAAACAAAGUACAAAUGCCUAUUUAAGAUUUUCCCUUCAUGACAUCACAAAGGGCAGUAACCCCUCCCCCAGGUGGGUGACACUCCCACAGCUAGGUGUUUGUUCUGCCCUCUGAGUCUGCCUUCUCACCGUAAACAAUAGGACAUGGAGCGUGAAAGCACAGAACCACACAAGCCCUUCCAGAGAGGGGGCGUGGUCAGACACAGCUCAUUUACAUAUUUAAAGGUACAGACACAGAAACAGCCUGUUCUGAGCAGGGCUGAAAUAGAGGGGUUUAUAGACAUGAUCAAAUACAGGAUCAGAGUGGAUUUAGAACAAGAAACUUCACACACAUGUUUUGAGGAGCUCUGAGACUUAUUUACACUGAUUGAAGAGGAGGAGGAUAUGUGACCUUUAAAUCAUGUUGAUGACAUCUUGGCAUUUUCAAAUCAACAG
This is a messenger RNA of Labrus mixtus (cuckoo wrasse), 2643 nucleotides long. Its product is annotated as golgin subfamily A member 7-like. Gene Ontology annotation, biological process: protein targeting to membrane; peptidyl-L-cysteine S-palmitoylation; Golgi to plasma membrane protein transport. The transcript is spliced from 6 exons. Gene Ontology annotation, cellular component: Golgi stack; palmitoyltransferase complex. The record is from RefSeq and is a predicted model, not a curated record. The coding region runs from base 225 to 656 and encodes 143 amino acids. NCBI's taxonomy places the organism in Eukaryota, Metazoa, Chordata, Actinopteri, Labriformes, Labridae.